Messenger RNA from Populus euphratica (Euphrates poplar), 1313 nucleotides. Its product is annotated as anthocyanidin reductase-like. The transcript is spliced from 5 exons. NCBI's taxonomy places the organism in Eukaryota, Viridiplantae, Streptophyta, Magnoliopsida, Malpighiales, Salicaceae. Gene Ontology annotation, molecular function: aldehyde dehydrogenase (NAD+) activity. Gene Ontology annotation, cellular component: cytoplasm. The record is from RefSeq and is a predicted model, not a curated record. The coding region runs from base 83 to 1096 and encodes 337 amino acids.
UCCUCAGGGGAUCUUAUUUCACUCCUCGUGCCUUUCCCUGAAACCGAACCAAAUCAAACCCAACCCUCCCUCAGAAGAGACUAUGAAGGCGUUGGUGACCGGUGCAUCCGGUUACUUAGGCGGUAGGCUCUGCCACGGACUCCUUAAACGAGGCCACUCCGUCCGCGCCUUGGUCCGUCGCACCAGUGACAUCUCCGAGCUUCCUCCUCCCUCCAGCUGUGGAGUCUUCGAACUCGCAUACGGUGACAUUACCGACUACCAAGCUCUCCUGGAUGCCUUCUCUGGUUGCCAAGUCAUCUUCCACGUUGCCGCUAUCGUCGAACCCUGGCUUCCAGAUCCUUCAAAAUUCUUCUCCGUUAAUGUUGAAGGAUUGAAUAACGUGCUACAAGCAGCUAAAGAGACAGAAACAAUUGAGAAGAUCAUAUACACGUCGUCGUUUUUCGCACUUGGUUCCACUGAUGGAUAUGUUGCUGAUGAGAGCCAAGUGCAUUGCGAGAAACGUUUCUGUACGGAAUACGAGAGAUCAAAGAUGACUGCUGAUAAGAUUGCUUCUCAAGCUGCGGCAGAGGGGGUGCCGAUCGUGAUGCUUUAUCCUGGUGUUAUUUAUGGUCCAGGGAAGCUCACUACUGGUAAUAUAGUGGCUCAAUUGCUCAUCGAACGCUUUGCUGGACGUUUACCAGGAUAUAUUGGAUAUGGGAAUGAUAAAUUUUCCUUUUGUCAUGUUGAUGACCUGGUAGAUGGUCAUAUUGCAGCAAUGGACAAAGGUAGACAAGGUGAAAGAUAUCUACUUACAGGAGAAAAUGCAUCCUUCAAGCUUGUUUUUGAUAUGGCUGCUAUUAUCUCUGAAACAAAAAAGCCAAGGUUUAGCAUUCCUUUAUGCAUAAUUGAAUCUUAUGGAUGGUUAUUGGUUCUUGUCUCUCGACUUACAGGGAACCUUCCUCUCAUCAGUCCCCCGACUGUACAUGUUCUAAGACAUCAGUGGGCAUAUUCAUGUGAAAAGGCCAAGACAGAGCUAGAUUAUAAUCCUCGGAGCUUGGAAGAUGGACUGAAAGAGGUCCUUCCAUGGUUGAAGAGCCUGGGGGUGAUCAAAUACUGAGGAAAAAUGUUUGUUGUAACAUGUGUUGUUCCCGUGCACGGGUGAGAUGUUAACUAGUUAGCGGGUCCGCUUAAAAAAUAUGAUUUGCGUUUAGUUAAAUUUAAAUUCAAUUCUUAAUUAUUUUGUGGUUUUUUAAAAUUUAAUGUAUAUUAUAGAUUUUACUGCCAUAUGUGUGUUUUACAUUUAUAGUGUAAAUAUGUCUUGAUAUUUUCUAUGA